CUUUCCGUCCGCGUGCCCGUGGGUUUUACCUGUGUCUACGCUGAGGGUUUCCAACAGGGAAGAGAAAUGCCAUCAAAAAUCAUUUUUGAAACUGAGGAUCAAGCAAUGGACGAAGAAGUAGACACUGUCGCGGAAACUAAAACCCUAAAGAACAAGACCAAAGAGGGCAAGAAGCUGAAGAAGCAGCAGCAGCAGCUGGAGGAGCAGGAGGAUCCAGAUUGUGAACCUCCUGCACCGAAAAAGAAAAAGAAAAAAGACAAGCUUGCGGCGGACCAAGUGAACGAAGACCUCGAUGAGGCCACUGAUAUGAAUGGCAACAGUAAUGGUGUUGAAACACCAAAGAAGAAGACUAAGAAGAGCACUGAAGAACAGACAGACACAGAGAAAAUCAAGAAGAAGCAAAAGAAGGCAACUGCAGAGGCAGCAACCAAUGGACAUUCCACCCCAAACACCCCAGUUCAGACACCAUCCCAGUCAAGCGAAGAUUCGGCCAGUGACAGCGAAAAAGAAACAGAAGAGACACCAGAGCAGAAAGAAGGUGCAUUCUCCAACUUUAGGAUCUCUAAAGUCACUAUUGACAAACUGAAAGCUCGAGGAGUCUCUUAUCUGUUUGACAUUCAGGUAAAGACAUUUAAUCAUGUCUAUGAUGGAGAGGACGUAAUUGCCCAAGCCCGAACAGGAACAGGAAAGACUUUCUCCUUUGCUAUCCCUUUGGUGGAGAAGCUCCAGAAGGAUUCAGUGGACAUGGCCAGAGGCCGUCCUCCCAAGGUUCUGGUGUUGACUCCAACCAGAGAGUUGGCUAUCCAGGUUGCUAAAGACUUCAAAGACAUCGCUAAGCGUGUAUCUAUCGCCUGUUUCUAUGGAGGCAGCUCCUACAACCCACAGAUUGAUGCUAUCCGUAAUGGUAUUGAUAUAUUAGUUGGAACCCCCGGCCGCAUCAAGGACCACAUCCAGAACAAUAAACUCAACCUCACCAAAGUCAAACAUGUUGUUCUGGAUGAAGUGGACCAAAUGUUGGACAUGGGCUUUGCAGAACAGGUUGAAGAGAUUUUGGGUUCAUCAUAUAAGAAAGACUCCGACACCAACCCACAGACUCUCUUGUUUUCGGCUACCUGCCCACCUUGGGUGUAUGAAGUGGCAAAAAAAUACAUGAGACCCAACUGCAAACAUAUUGACCUGAUUGGCAAGAAAACUCAGAAAGCUGCGACAACUGUGGAACAUCUAGCCAUAGCAUGUCACUGGUCACAGCGUGCGGCAGUGAUAGGCGACGUGAUUCAGGUGUACAGUGGCAGCCAUGGGAGAACCAUCGUCUUCUGUGAGACAAAGAAAGAGGCCAAUGAGCUUUCCAUGAAUGCAUCCAUCAAACAGAGCACCCAGUCUCUUCAUGGUGAUAUCCCCCAGAAGCAGAGAGAGAUGACGCUGAAGGGAUUUAGGAACGGAGCUUUUGAGGUUCUGGUUGCCACUAAUGUUGCAGCCCGUGGAUUAGAUAUCCCUGAAGUUGACCUGGUGGUCCAGUGUUCUCCACCCAAGGAUGUGGAGUCAUACAUCCAUCGUUCAGGACGUACGGGGCGUGCAGGCAGGACUGGAGUCUGCAUCUGCUUCUACCAAAGAAAAGAAGAGGACCAGUUGCGCUACGUAGAAAACAAAGCAGGCAUCACAUUCAGGCGAGUUGGCGUUCCCACCGCCAACGAUAUUAUUAAGUCAUCAAGCAAGGAUGCUGUCAGGUUUCUGGAUUCUGUUCCAGUCGCGGCUAUCGGGUACUUCAGAGCAUCAGCUGAGAAGCUGAUUGAGGAGAGAGGAGCUGUUGAUGCACUGGCUGCUGCCCUGGCCCACAUUUCUGGAGCCACAAGUCUAGAGCAGAGGUCACUGCUCAACUCUGAUGCUGGUUUCAGCACAAUGCAGUUGGUGUGUUCCCAGGAGAUGCAUAAUCUGGGUUACGCCUGGAGAACCAUCAAAGAGCAGCUAGGAGAGGAGAUUGAGAACCACAUUCACAGAAUGACCUUCCUCAAAGGCAGAACAGGAGUUUGUUUUGACGUCCCAGCUGAUAAAGUCAAGGAGAUUCAGGAAACAUGGCAGGACGGUCGCCGUUGGCAGCUCACCGUGGCCACAGAGCUGCCAGAGCUGGAGGAGAAGCAGUUCAGUAACCGUGGUGACAGAGGCUUUGGCAGUGGUAACCGUGGUGACAGAGGAGGGUUCAGAGGCGGCAGGGGAAGGAGUUUCGGUGGAAGCGGUGGCCGUGGCAACGGGUUCCGGAACGGCGGCGGCUACGGCAACAACAGAGGGGGACACAAACGCACAUUCAACCAAGCGUUUGAUUACUAAAGUACUAAUGUGUGGACUGAUAGGACAGACUGUCACUCAGCUGGGCUGGCAGUGGUUCUUAUUGGCUGGCUGGUCAACAUUCUCCAUCAUGAUACAAGUUUAUUUGUGUAAUUUCAUAUAGAAUUCAUUGAAUUACAGAGUUUGAGACAUAAUUUAAACAAAACGUGCUGUCGGAAGAGUAAUACUAAAGCUGCAGUUUACCGUAAAGCUCAAUAUUUGUUUCCUCUGGUCUGUUGUGCAUGUCAUCCAUCUAGAUUUUUUUUUGGCUCAUCUGCACAGGUUUGGAGACGUGCAGCAGAAAUGUCUGCCUUCUCUUUAAUAUAAUGUGACUAAAUUUCACUUAAUCUGGGCUGCUGUUUAAUGUAGGUAGUGUUUUUUUUUUCUUUUUUUUUAGUUCAGAUUUAAAAACAAAAACACAAACCAUUUAGGACAGCACAAGUGUCUCUCAGUCCCGUUAUAUUCAAGAAAAGACGGACAUCUUUACACCACACAUCUCCAGAGUUUGGCAAAACCCACCAAAAUAUUCCAGAUGGAUACAUAGCACUGCAGGACAGGGGAGAUUUUUUUAGGGGGGUGAGCUGUUACUUUAAUUUACAGAUAGUUAUCUAAAAAUGGUUUAAAAUGAAAAUCUGUGUACCAUAUAUACAAAACUAAGACUGGCAGCCAUUUUUGCGAUGCCUGAUGUGUGUUUCUUUAAGGUGGCACUUUAGCUGAAACUUUUGGAAUGACAUUGCAACUAAAUAAACAAGCACCAAAUGUAAUUACUGGUUAUAUAACCUAUAUUGAAAUGUUGGCAAUAUUCAAUAACAUGACCUAAAGUUGGAACAUGUCAUCUAUUGGGUUUUAAGUAAAGUGUUCAUUUUUAUGGGUGUUUGGGGAACAAUGGCAGCAGUCACACUUGAGGCUUUUGUCCAAAAUGGAAGAUGCACAAUCUUGUUCACGUCACAUUUGAUGUACGAGUGUGCUAUCAAACCUGUUCAGUAUGUUGCACUGUCACGUUUGAGAUGCUUCUACUCUGCACCCGCAGAGAACAGCGAUGGUGUUGACCUUUACAAAUGUGCUCAGUGUCAGAUUGCUGCCUUACCCUCAGCUGAAACCUCUCUCCCCAAAAAUAUGUUGGAUGAUUGCUUUGCAAUCGCCUCUAUUUAAUAACUUUUCUCUACUGCUUCCAUUCAUUUGAAUGAAAUGACUUAUUCAUUAAAAAGGUCAAGUCA
Messenger RNA from Pelmatolapia mariae (spotted tilapia), 3536 nucleotides. RefSeq names its product DEAD (Asp-Glu-Ala-Asp) box helicase 21 (gene ddx21). The transcript has 16 exons. The record is from RefSeq and is a predicted model, not a curated record. NCBI's taxonomy places the organism in Eukaryota, Metazoa, Chordata, Actinopteri, Cichliformes, Cichlidae. Gene Ontology annotation, molecular function: RNA helicase activity; ATP binding; RNA binding. The coding region runs from base 67 to 2322 and encodes 751 amino acids.